GACUUUGUAGAGGUUAUAAUUGAUUACUAUUACUACUUGCUAAAUUGUCGUAUUUACGAGCGCCGGUCGCCGCCCCCCGGCCGGAGAUAGAGAGAAAAACCGAAGCAGCUGUCAGUCGUCGGUCAAAUCAACCAGCUCCGUCGAGCCGGUCAACGGACCUGCAAGAUAACUUUGUCAAUAAGAAAAGAAAGACCCAAAGAAAAAGAAUAUAUAUAUAUAUAUAGGCAUUCUGUUUAUUUAGUCAGUGUAGUUCAUUCAUCUACCAAUCACAAAAUUACAGCUUUUUCCAAGUUUAUCCGAAAAGAAGAAGAAGAAACGAGUCCAACCGGAGUAAAAAAGAUGAAGAUCACCGUAAUGACCGCCGACGAACAAAUUCUCACCUUGGAUGUCGAUCGUGAUGAAUCCGUUGAGAACCUCAAAGCUCUACUGGAAGUCGAGACACAAGUGCCGCUUCAGCAACAGCAGCUGUUAUAUAAUGGGACGGAGAUGAGGAAUGCGGAGAAACUGAGUGGGCUUGGUAUUGGUGAUGGAGAUUUGGUGAUGAUGGUAUCCAAUGCCAAUGCUUUGUCGUCAUCUAGACCUACAAAUGAUUUGGGCUUCAAUCCAGAUGGUUCUGCUGUCAACCCUUCAGCUUUCCAACAACACCUGCGAAAUGACUCUAAUAUAAUGGCCCAACUUUUUCAGAAUGAUCCAGAGUUGGCUCAAGUUCUUCUUGGAAAUGAUCUCGACCGCUUGCAAGAUCUAUUGCGUGUGCGUCAUCGCCAGAGAGCUGAAUUACAGCGUCAACAAGAUGAGGAGUUGGCUCUCCUCCAUGCUGAUCCAUUUGAUGUGGAGGCUCAAAAGAGAAUUGAAGCUGCCAUUCGCCAGAAAGGUAUUGAUGAGAACUGGGCAGCUGCAUUGGAACAAAAUCCUGAAGGUUUUGCAAGGGUGGUCAUGUUGUAUGUUGACAUGGAAGUAAAUGGAGUACCUCUGAAGGCCUUUGUCGAUAGUGGUGCUCAGUCUACAAUUAUCUCUAAAAGCUGUGCAGAACGCUGUGGGUUGUUGAGGCUUUUAGAUACACGGUACCGUGGCAUUGCUCAUGGAGUUGGUCAAUCAGAGAUACUUGGCCGUAUACAUGUUGCUCCAAUCAAAAUCGGCAACAUCUUUUACCCAUGUUCCUUCCUGGUAUUGGAUGCACCUAAUAUGGAAUUUCUUUUUGGAUUGGAUAUGCUGCGUAAGCACCAGUGCAUGAUUGAUCUGAAGGAGAACGUCUUGAGAGUUGGUGGAGGGGAGGUUUCCGUGCCAUUUUUGCAUGAAAAGGACAUUCCGUCUACUUUUUUGGAUGAAGGAACGCAAGCCAAAGAAGCUUCAAGUUCUGGGGCACAAGCCUCAUCUGGUAAUAAAGAGAAAGACAAUACACCGAAGCGAGGUCCUUCAGGAGGUUCACAAGGCAACUUGACACAGGGACAGGAUUUUGAAGCCAAAGUUGCAAAACUUGUCGAGCUGGGUUUUGGCAGAGAGGCAGUUAUACAAGCUCUAAAGUUCUCUGAUGGUAAUGAAGAACAAGCAGCUGCAUAUCUUUUUGGGGGCUGAAUAUAAUUUUUUUUUUUUCAAUCAGGGGAUUCUUUAACUUAAUCAUUUGGUUAAUCAAUGACUGCACAGCAACUGUUGCAGAUCUUAUUAUGACCGGUCCGAUGAGAAUAAUGGGUUGGGGGUGUGCUCAAUAUUCUGGAAAUUGCGCCAUUACUGAUGGAUAUUUGUUAAAGUACGAUCCUCGCAAUAUGUAUUUUUCUUCUCCUACCA
Coffea eugenioides is the source of this 1782-nucleotide messenger RNA. RefSeq names its product DNA damage-inducible protein 1. Gene Ontology annotation, molecular function: protein binding; aspartic-type endopeptidase activity. Gene Ontology annotation, biological process: proteolysis. The record is from RefSeq and is a predicted model, not a curated record. The coding region runs from base 340 to 1572 and encodes 410 amino acids. Lineage: Eukaryota; Viridiplantae; Streptophyta; Magnoliopsida; Gentianales; Rubiaceae. The transcript is spliced from 15 exons.